Molecule: messenger RNA, 1890 nt
Organism: Ectocarpus sp. CCAP 1310/34
Lineage: Eukaryota; Phaeophyceae; Ectocarpales; Ectocarpaceae
Source: the annotation of a GenBank genome assembly
AUGGUCCGUGAAGACAACGGCCGGCUGCGGCGAAGCGUUCAGCGGCAGGAAUACGACGGGAGUGGGCCUCCGCCAGGGGAAGACGCAGGCUACGGUUCGGACGGAUACCCCGAGCGUGUCGGUGGGGAAGAGAUGUUCUUUGGCGGCGCAAGACGAACGACUGGAGAACCAGAACGAGUUGGCCACUGUGAUGAACAUGGAAACCGAGGAGUGGAGCUAGACAGCCGCUCGAGCGGCACUGGCCGAUGGUGCGUUGCACAACAGCAGGACGGCUGUUACCCCCCGGAGGAAGCCGAAUACGUGAUUCGUGAUUACCACCAUCAUGACCCCGAAGGUCUCGAAACUCGUAGCCUACCGAGGCAUUACGAUGUAGACGGGAGAGUGGAAGGGAAGUUCACGAAUCGUGAUGGUAAUUGUGAGAAAGGCGACCUCCAACCCAACGGUUACGCCGAUGGUAGCACGGGAAUUCAUGAUUUCGGCCAGCGGGGACCAGACGGGAGAAGUGGAGAGGAGAGUGGCGGGAGAGAAAGUUAUCGGUGCUCACCACGGGUUCGGUACCGCCAACACCACCGACAUGGAGACGAUCAUCACGAAAGCGCCCGUCAUGUACGCGAUGGAACCGGGGUCGGGUUUAUGGGGAGGGAUCCCCGCAACAGUAGUAGCAGCGGCAGCAGUGACAGGGGAUCCAUCGGGAGGCAAAAUUUCACCCAGGUUGAUGCCGUCGAGGGAAGCACCGUGGCGGAUCCUGGUCGAAGCAGGGCAAAACGCGUACAGUUUUCACAAGGCAUACAGGGGCCUGCCCAUGAGCCUUCGGUGCCGCGGUCGAGCGUUAGGCGGCACCUCGUUUCUCCGAAGGCAUUGCCAUCUCAAAGAGCCGCCGCAUCUCCGAAAGUACAAAAAUGCGCACAAGAUAGCCCAGCAAAGCGCUGGCGAUCACAAGCGGAUAGGUCGCUAUCACCGGUCUCGACCGGCACUCGGCCUUUCGCGGCAGAUAGCGAAGACAAGACGACGGUGAGCCCGGAAAAAGACGAUUCAACCAGACCGGAACUAGCAGCUAGAAUAGCUGGGUUGGGAGCACGGGAUAGUGCCGUUUUGGACACGUGGUCAGUGGUACUUGUGAAACACUGGACACACUACAUGUGUAUGUCGCUCACUUUUUCGCCGCAUGAUUCAUGUCUCCGCCAAAUUUCCGAAACCAAGCCGGCGUCGCUCAACGAGGCUCUGGUGAAAACGCCGAAAGACAUGCUUCUCUUCAGCAAGAAGGCGAGGCAGGUGGACUACAAGCCGUGCACCCUCAAAGAGUAUCGAGAGACCAAGCCCACAGGGUAUGUGGAGCUCGGCAAGCUCCAACCAGACCUUUACACGGACGAGCUUGUUGCGAAGGGGACGCUACAUACUCGUAGCUGGUCCAGGAGGAUCGGAGUGAAGCUGUUCGCCGUGCUAUCCUGCCAAAGAAUUUCAUCCACUCGUCCCCCCCACUCGCUCAUCCGCACCUUCCGUGUACACACCCACCGUCCUUCGCAGCGCGCAAACGCCGAGCGAAUAAAGGAGUUCUCGACGAACCUCAGGAAGAUCAACUCCGACACGGCGGCCGCCCGGGGCGACGGCGACCGCCGCCCCCGCCCCAAGAAAAAGGACCAGGACUCGAGAACCAGAGCGCUGGCGUUCGCGCGCAAGAUACCCCUCCCACGGAAGGUGGUCAAGGCGCAGCAGCCGCCCGCCGCCGACCUGGGGGACCCCGGUGAACGGAGAAGGGCCAAUCGGAGGGGGGGGAGUGGGGUGCCGGAGACUGAGGGGUGGAGGUCGGCUGAGAUGACGGAGCUGGAAGCCUUGGAGGCGAUGCACGACGACAUGAGGAAAAAGCUCCAGGAGGCGCGUUCGUCCUUCUGA